AUGUUCAACAUAUCCAACAUAUCCCACAUACCGGUAUCCAUUCUUUACUACGGUAUUCCUUGCCCUCGCUCUCGAUCUCGCUUCCACUACCUCCCUUUCAACGACAGCGCUCAGUUAGUCACACGUGAUACGCGGCUUCGGUACGCCACGCCACGCCGGGGCCCCUCAAAGAACUCCGAAGCCCUGAAUAUUGCUUGUGUUUCCUGGUACACUUGUGCUGCUGCUGCUGCUUAUAUGAAGAGCCUGUCUGCACUUCGACCAACUACUUCCGUGUGGAACGUCGCGAUACUAUCGGGCAAGUCAAGUCGCAGGAACACCGACAGUGUCCUCGGCUGGAUAUCUCAUGCGGCUCUUUCAGACCUCACUGCCUUGUAUUUUCGAAACAUAUCCCGCCGAGUCACGGCAGGGUAUUGCAUUGGUGACCGAGUUACACCACAGAUAUGUGCAAGCCAUCUUUUCGAGAAACCAUGGUUAUGGGCAGUUCGUCUAUCUUGUCUCCUUUCCCACUUCUCCGACUCAUGGCUGGGCGAUAUUCUGAAGUGGAGAGUUUGCAUGUUGUCGAUGCUGCCGGCCUCCCAUCUAAUCUAUCACCGUUGCAUCUAUCAUAUGCCGCGUUGUGUUGGACGAGACCGCUGGCCUUUUCUGUUUUCGGGCACAUACGCAUAUCCUUGGCUUGACGACUGGCAAUCCUAG
Drepanopeziza brunnea f. sp. 'multigermtubi' MB_m1 is the source of this 693-nucleotide messenger RNA. NCBI's taxonomy places the organism in Eukaryota, Fungi, Ascomycota, Leotiomycetes, Helotiales, Drepanopezizaceae. The record is from RefSeq and is a predicted model, not a curated record.